Molecule: messenger RNA, 393 nt
Organism: Gongylonema pulchrum
Lineage: Eukaryota; Metazoa; Nematoda; Chromadorea; Rhabditida; Gongylonematidae
Source: the annotation of a GenBank genome assembly
AUGAGCAGUGUAGUCAUCUUCCAUUCUGCUGCCAUGAUUGUUGUUGCUGUGACCGAAACUGCGUCACCUGCUGCUGUUCUGGUCAAUCUGCCACCGGACCUGUUGCUGCUCCUGCUACUUGUCACAACGUUUUUUUGUUCAUUCUGUCAGUAUGAUGAGUUUUUUUCUUCCGAAAUUCGUCCGUUUCGAUUGUUAAAACCAGUGAAUGACGCUGGUUUCAUAACAACGGAGAAGAAAACGCAUAUAGCCGGAAUCCGAGUGGAAGGCCUACCAACCGAGGAUAACGGCUUCGUCGGAUACAGGUUAGCCUCUCCCCGGUUUUCAUCCUCUUCUGGUUAUUUUACCGCCCAGCUUGCGCUGAUGGCCAAUAUGUGUGGUGUAGUGUAUCAGUAA